Molecule: messenger RNA, 783 nt
Organism: Notechis scutatus (mainland tiger snake)
Lineage: Eukaryota; Metazoa; Chordata; Lepidosauria; Squamata; Elapidae
Product: protein S100-A3-like
Molecular function (GO): calcium-dependent protein binding; calcium ion binding; transition metal ion binding
Source: RefSeq, a predicted model, not a curated record
AAAAUGGUUUCAACAUCAGCCCCGCCCCUAUCUGGCUCCGUUCCCUUAAGCGCCGCAUCGCUUAGCAACUGAAAAUCCCACUCCCGAGCGCCGUCGUUAAGUCGAGGAUUCGCCGUGCAGCCCAGCUCGGCGUUUUCAGAGUGCGAGAUAAACACCGGGUGUCUCCAAGACAGGGUGUGUCGAAAACGAUAGGUAGAUCGUUGUGCAUAUUUGCCGGAACCUGCUUACACACUCAACAAAACAAGUGGAGAAGCCACCAACCACCACCGGCUGGAAUUCUCCCUGUUUUCAUUUUGCCUUUCCUGAUGAAUUCACCGCGGUGAAUACCCUUCAAGCGGACGAGCCAGCUGGAUGCCCGUGCCGCAGUGAUGACGCGAUUCCAGACGUUGGAGCAGGCUCUCGGGGAGGUCGUGUGCACCUUUCAACGCUACUGCCGGAAGGAAGGGGACCGCAACACGCUGAGCAAAAACCAGCUGCGCAGCCUCCUGCAGACCGAAAUGCCCAGCCUGCAAACGCUGCAAAUCAAAGGCCAGGCUUUGGAAGAAAUGCUCACCCUAUUGGACGUCGAUCAGGAUGGAGAGGUCACCUUCGAAGAAUACAUCCGGUUCGUGGCGGCCGCCUUCACCUUCUUCCACCUGCAAUUCCGCGAUGCCCCCGUGGCCCAACCACGCGUCUAACGGGUUGUGUGUGUGGAUGACUGCGGACGGCGUUGCGGUGAAGAGGUCGGCGCUCUGGACAGAUAGACGGGUUUUUCAGGAGGGAGGGCGGUUCCUGGAGAGAGAG